AUGAACUUUAUUAUUUUAUUUUUAUUAUAUUCAUUCUCUAUUGGUGAGACUUGUUCUCGUAAACCAGUUAUUUUAAUUCCAGGAAUAAUGUCAUCUAUACUUGAUAUUAAAUUAAAUAUCAGUAAAACUGAUGAACAUUUUAAAAAAAAAUGUAAAAAAGUUGAAGAUUGGGAACGAUUUUGGGCAUCAUAUAAACUUGCAUCUGAAUGUUAUUUAGAAUAUAUGCAUUUACAAUGGAAUAAUAAAACAAAACAAAUGAAAAAUUAUGAUGGAAUAGAAAUUAGAGCACCUGACUUUGGAAAAACUUAUGCUGUUGAUACAUUGUGGCCUGAAAUUCCAUGGAAGAAAAUUACUGGAAUAUGGAGAAAAUUUAUUAGUCAUUUAGAAGAACUUGGAUAUCAAGAUGGAAUUGAUAUGAUGGCAGCACCAUAUGAUUGGAGAUUUUCUCAAUCGAAAGUAAUUGAUAUAUGGCUCGAACAAACAAAACAACUUCUUCUUGACUCUUAUAAAAUAAAUGGAAAAAAAACAGUGUUAAUUUCAUCUUCUAUGGGAGGAUAUAUGGCAUAUAGAUUAUUAGAUUAUCUUGGAAAUGAUUUUUGUAAUCAAUACAUUGAUCAAUGGAUUGCAAUUAGUAUGCCUGUUAUGGGAUCAGGUGUUGCUGUAAAAAUGAUUACUGUUGGUGAAGAUUUACUUCAUUUAAAUUUACCAAUUGAUAGAUUACUUAAAGUAAUUCGAUCAAUUGAAUCGGUUGUAGGAUUAUUACCUAUUGAUACAUUAUGGAAUAAAGAUGAUUUAUUAAUGGAAAUUGAAAGUACUGGAGAACGUUAUACUGUUGGUAAUAUUACUCAAUUUAUUCAAGCCAUUCCAACAACAAAUGAAUUUGGUGUUUAUGUUUAUGAAAAUACUUUAAAACCAUAUUAUGAAAAAAAUAAUUAUAAAGUACCAAAUCAAGUACCUUUAAAUUGUAUUAUUUCAGGUGGAAUUGAAACUGCUUCAUCAAUGUCAUUCAAAAAGUCACUUGAUAGUUUAUAUACAAUUAAUUAUACAGAUGGAGAUGGAAUGGUAAAUAUUAAUUCUUUAAAAGCAUGUUCAAUGUUUACCUCUAAUGUAACUUAUAUUGGUAAAUCAAGUCAUAAUGAUAUUCUUAAGAAAGAUGAAUGUUUUUCAGUCGUGAAAUCAUUAAUUUGUUGA
Molecule: messenger RNA, 1191 nt
Organism: Entamoeba nuttalli P19
Lineage: Eukaryota; Evosea; Mastigamoebida; Endamoebidae
Product: lecithin:cholesterol acyltransferase domain containing protein
Exons: 1
Coding region: 1-1191 (396 amino acids)
Biological process (GO): lipid metabolic process
Source: RefSeq, a predicted model, not a curated record